AUGCAGGCAGUCCCUUCGAUACUUAUGCCAAAAAGAGCAGUAAACCCGAAAAAAGAAGCACAUGUACUGCUAAGUGCAGAGAGUACGGGGCGCAGGCAGGCAGAGGCAAUGUCAGUUUUAACUGAAAAGCAGAAUCAUCGGAUCACUUACAAUCCUUAUUUGUUAGCCACGCUUUGGCGGAAGAAAACAAAAAUUCCAGAUUCGUGGUACCCAAAAUCUUCAAAAGAGAAGAUUCGAACUGAUGACCUUACGGAAGAAAACAAAAUCUCAAACCGACCCAAGGACAUCUUCACCACCCAACACCGUCACAACAAAGUUAACACCACUACCGAGCAAACAAAGCCUCGCAAAAGAAUGAGGCGAGUUGAGAUCGAAAUAAUAUGGGAAGAAGUACGAGAAAAGGAUUUG
This is a messenger RNA of Dovyalis caffra, 408 nucleotides long. NCBI's taxonomy places the organism in Eukaryota, Viridiplantae, Streptophyta, Magnoliopsida, Malpighiales, Salicaceae. The record is from the annotation of a GenBank genome assembly.